GGCGUUCAAGUAAGGCAUUUUGAGAGAUUCUUUCAUCCGUAGUGAAUCAAUAAAGGAGAUUAUAUCAGUAAUCAAAGUUUACUCGAAAUGAAAUCUCCGAAGAUAUUAGGUUCGUUAUCUUAGGAUAUGGCCAAGGUGGCCCAUGCAGUUGAUUCAAAGUGGAUUUUAAUGCUCACCUGUCUCUGUCACACAUCAAAACAAGCUCCUCUCUCUCUCUCUCUCUCUCUCAUUCUUAUGGCGAGGGGUUAUCUUUGGAGUUGCUUUGCUCAGACGGAGCGACACACUAUUCGCAUCACUUAACGACUCAAGUCUCUCUCUCUCCGUUACCUACUUUGGAUUUCGGGGGAAGAAACCUUCUUGCCAGGAAGCUUAUUGUGCCCGUACAUAACCGAUUUGAAGCCUCGAUCAUCCCUUAUUAGCGACUUAACUGGCUUAUUUUCAAGCAUUAAACAUGUUGAAACAAUCACCUAGUAGAAAUCAGAGGUCAAAAAGCUUCAAGGUGAAGCAUGCAAUACAGGUAUGUCUUUUGCUUGCCAUUUGCAUAUGGCUGCUUUACCAAGUCAAACAUUCCCAUGAAAGGAAGAAGGCAUCUGAGGAGAACUCCAGAAAGGUAUCUGAAAAAUUCCUGGGUGGGCAUGAAAUCAUUAAACUUGGGAGAAAGGACCUCCACCCUCAAGUGGAGAAAACAGAUUUAGAAACUGAAAGAAAAGAACUGGAACAAGUAAUAGAAGAGAGUAAACCAGAAGAAAUUGAUGAUGGAAGAGGUGGUGGAGAUGAUGAAAUGGUAGGACGUGAUUUUGAGAGAGUUGACGAGGCAGAAUCUGAAGAAGUGGAUGAUUUAAUCGAUGGAGAAGAUAGGGAAAGAGAAGGAGGAAGUGAAGAGCUAGAUGAUGAAGGGAACGGAAAUCAAAUUGAGGAUGGAAGCUUUCUUGAAGAUGAUGCCCAAAUUGAAGAAGAAAGGAAUACCCAGGAGGCAAGGGAGGAAAAUUACCAAGGUGACGAUGCAUCCAAUGCGGUGGUUCAAAACACCCGAAGCAUAGGCACUGAAUUUGAAAGUGGACGUUUGAGAACAGUGAAGGGGCAGGAAGUAGAGGAUGCAGACAAAAUUGAAGUAGAGCAGGUCAAUGAAACUAAUAGCACACUAGAAGUUGAAGUUAAUAUAGAAGAUUCGGGUCCAGAGGUGAGUAAUGACCGGAAAGUAGGAAGUGUUGCCUUUGGAGAUGCAAUCCAUAUUCAAGUAGGUUCUGUAUCUGAAGUGGCAAACUCAGAGAGUGGCUCGACAAGGGAAGCUAAUAUUGAAACAAAAGUGCACAAUGAUUCAACCUUGAUGCUGACGGAAACCCCUGGAUCUUGGAAUGGAACACAGAGAUUCCACGAAUCAACUCGGGUGAUGGAUAUAGCCUCUAAUGCGACCAAUAGAGAAAUAGCAGUAUCAAUUGGUUCUGGGACUGUAGUACCAAAGGGAGCUGCCAACCUUGACGCAUCUGCUGUGUCUAGGGAGAGCUCUGCUUCUAAAACUACAAAGGAGAGGGAUCGUACGGGUGAAAUAAAAACUGGGGCUGGCUCAGCAUCCCUGAGAAACGAGAAUGUAGACUCUAGAAUAAUAUAAACGACAGCGAAGACGCCACAUAAUGAUGGUUUUUGAUUACUAUGUUGUCGGGUUUUCCCCCUUAGCUGUUUCUUCCAAGGAUGGACAUGUUGAGGGAGAUGAGCAAUUGUACAUGUUCUCCCUGUAUUUGCUUUGAGUGUGAUGGUUUUAGGAAAUCUUAGUAACUCAAACCUACAUUACAAAAAUGCUCUUGAUAAUGAAAUAUAUUAGUUAGAUACGUUUGUCCAGUGGUUAA
Messenger RNA from Carya illinoinensis, 1844 nucleotides. RefSeq lists its product as uncharacterized. The coding region runs from base 452 to 1609 and encodes 385 amino acids. The transcript has 2 exons. NCBI's taxonomy places the organism in Eukaryota, Viridiplantae, Streptophyta, Magnoliopsida, Fagales, Juglandaceae. The record is from RefSeq and is a predicted model, not a curated record.